This is a messenger RNA of Mesocricetus auratus (golden hamster), 2794 nucleotides long. It is a transcript of the gene Paqr9, whose product is annotated as progestin and adipoQ receptor family member 9. Lineage: Eukaryota; Metazoa; Chordata; Mammalia; Rodentia; Cricetidae. Gene Ontology annotation, molecular function: signaling receptor activity. Gene Ontology annotation, cellular component: membrane. The transcript has 2 exons. The record is from RefSeq and is a predicted model, not a curated record. The coding region runs from base 855 to 2066 and encodes 403 amino acids.
ACACACAGCCACACUCGCACACAUAAACACACACUCACACACGGGUGAGAGCCGGGCAGAGAGGCAGCACCAGGUGUCUGACAACCGCAUGGCUCGGAUCAGGACGCCGUCUCUAAGCGGGUAUCGUCGCAGUGCCGUCCCUGCCCCCGCGGCAGGUUACAGUUCGAGCAUCCCUCCGCCCCGCCCGGCUCCCCACCCCCCGCGAACUCGGGUCCCCAGUGUCCUCUAGAACGCCGGCGUGGCUGUCGCGCUUCGAAUCCCCUGGUCCACUCUCGCCCUGGUCGCCGGCGGACGCGUCUCUGGCCAGCCUCCGGCCCCGCAUCAAUCAUUAACGCGGCGGCCCCAGCGGCUGCAGCCCCAGGAGUGAGUGUGUGUGUGUGUGUGUGGGGGGGUGUUGGUAGAGGACGCGAGACAGGGGACACCUCCAUCCCUCGCCGCGGCGCAGACACCCUAACCCCGGGGGCCCCCGCCCUGCGCGGCGCCGCCCUCCCCCGCCAGCGCCUCGCGCACAUCCCGCCUCCCGCCGCCCGCCCCGCGCGCACGAUGCCCAGUCACCGCCGCGCCGCUGCCGCCGCCGCCGCCACCGCCACCGCAGUCAGCCGCGCCACCGCCUCCACCACCGCAGCGCGGCCGGCCGCGCGCUGACGGACGCGAGCGUGGCGAGGACGCCGCCGGGAAGCCGAGCGCCCCUGCCUCCCGGUGUCCUGAGCUCCCGGAGCAGCCGGCUUCCAAGCCGAGGCCGCGUCGCCAACCUGCGGCCGCGGUCCCGCGCGCGCGCGCGCGCGCACAAAGGCUCCGACGGCGACCGGCACCCGCGGUCGCCUUGCGCGCGUCCUAGCUCAGCCCGGGGCACCAUGCCGCGGCGCCUGCAGCAGCGGGGCGCGGGCGCCAAGGGACCACCGGCCCCGGCCUCCGGGCGCUCGCCCCCCGCCCCCGCCCCCCGGAGCCCGCCGGCCACCGCCGCCAAGCCGCUGCUGCGCUGGGACGAGGUGCCCGACGACUUCGUGGAGUGCUUCAUCCUGUCCGGCUACCGGCGGCUGCCGUGCACCGCGCAGGAGUGCCUGGCCUCGGUGCUGAAGCCCACCAACGAGACGCUCAACUUCUGGACGCACUUCAUCCCGCUGCUGCUGUUCCUCAGCAAGUUCUGUCGCCUGUUCUUCCUGGGCGGCAGCGACGUGCCCUUCCACCACCCGUGGCUGCUGCCGCUGUGGUGCUAUGCGUCGGGAGUGCUGCUGACCUUCGCCAUGAGCUGCACGGCGCACGUGUUCAGCUGUCUGUCGCUGCGCCUGCGCGCCACCUUCUUCUACCUGGACUACGCUUCCAUCAGCUACUACGGCUUUGGCAGCACCGUGGCCUACUACUACUACCUGCUGCCCAGCCUGAGUCUGCUGGACGCCGGGGUCAUGACGCCGUACGUGCAGCAGCGCCUGGGCUGGCACGUGGACUGCACCCGGCUCAUCGCGGCCUACCGAGCGCUCGUGCUGCCCGUGGCCUUCGUGCUGGCCGUGGCCUGCACCGUGGCCUGCUGCAAGAGCCGCACUGACUGGUGCUCCUACCCCUUCGCCCUGCGCACCUUCGUCUUCGUCAUGCCGCUCAGCAUGGCCUGCCCCAUUAUGCUGGAGAGCUGGCUCUUCGACCUGCGAGGCGAAAACCCCACGCUCUUCGUGCACUUCUACCGUCGCUACUUCUGGCUGGUGGUGGCCGCCUUCUUCAACGUCAGCAAGAUCCCUGAGCGCAUCCAACCGGGUCUCUUCGACAUCAUCGGCCACAGCCACCAGCUCUUCCACAUCUUCACCUUCCUCAGCAUCUACGACCAGGUGUACUACGUGGAAGAGGGCCUGCGCCAGUUCCUCCAGGCGUCCCCUGCCGCGCCCACCUUCUCCGGCACGGUGGGCUACAUGCUGCUGCUGGUGGUUUGCCUGGGGCUCGUCAUCAGGAAGUUCCUGAACAGCUCCGAGUUCUGCAGUAAAAAAGGAGGAUGCUGCAGACCACAAGAGAAAGAGAAAGGUCUGCUGCUAGUUGGGGAUCCCAGUCUACUGGCCUUUGGAAGAGGGAGAUGGGCGUGAUGCAGAAGGAAGAGGGCCUCUGGAAAGAAAAAAUUAAGUGUUGCCCGUGAUAUCCAGGGAUUUUUGCAAAGACAACGAAGAAAAUCACAGGUAGAACCCCCAACAGUUGGCUUUUCUAACAGUCUUGUGUCCCUUAGUGAAGUCAGGUAUGCAGUAAAGAGGAUAAACCUAAACCCCUGACUGCCUCCACUGCAGUCUAGAAAUGCUCGGAUUUGUUAAAAGAAUGGACCUUUCUUUGUUGGGAAAUGGGCACAAAGACACAAACCCAGGGCUUAACCCGCUAGACAAUGCAUGGAAUGUGAACACAAGUUAAUUAUUUUAAAAAUGUUUCUCAGAUGUUAUUUAAAUGAUAAUAUAUACAAUGAUUUUUUCAUUAUUUAUCAAAGCCCGUGAGAUGCACUGAGUUUUCUUUGUAACAUAGCUCUGAUUUGGCAGCCUUCUGCAUUGCACACGUGAACUGGACAUUAGGACAAGCUGCUUGAGAGUUCUCGACUACAUUUUUAAACAGUGUUUUCUGAAGGCCUAUGAGUGUCGUGAUAAAGUGGAAUGACUUCUUAGGGACCCUGAUUAGACUAUUGGUGAGGUUCCAGUGGUUUGUAUAGGUCUCCAAUUCCUACUUACUUUAAUGUAUUCCACAAAACCCAUCUGGGUUUUUAUUUUUGUUUUAUAAAUCAGACUCUUUCUACUUAUUUAAGUUGCCACUAAAAUAAAUGUGCCUUUUGAAGCAA